Molecule: messenger RNA, 1568 nt
Organism: Phaethon lepturus (White-tailed tropicbird)
Lineage: Eukaryota; Metazoa; Chordata; Aves; Phaethontiformes; Phaethontidae
Gene: CADM3
Product: cell adhesion molecule 3
Exons: 8
Biological process (GO): homophilic cell-cell adhesion
Cellular component (GO): presynaptic membrane
Source: RefSeq, a predicted model, not a curated record
AGAGCCAGCCCACGACAUCAGAUGAGACUGUGGUGGCUGGUGGUACAGUGGUGCUCAAGUGCCAGGUGGAGGAUCCUGAUGACUCCUCGUUGCAGUGGUCCAACCCUGCCCAGCAGACCCUCUACUUCGGGGAGAAACGAGCCCUGCGAGAUAACAGGAUCCAGCUGGAGAGGUCUACCCCCAAUGAGCUGACCAUCAGCAUCAGUGAUGUGGUGCUGUCAGAUGAGGGUGAAUACACCUGCUCCAUCUUCACCAUGCCUGUGCGGACUGCAAAGGCCCUGGUCACUGUGCUGGGAAUCCCCCAGAAACCCCAAAUCUUUGGCCAUGAGCAGCCCAUUGAUGAGGAGAAGAUAGCCCGGCUGACCUGUCGGUCCUCUGGCAGCAAGCCUGCAGCCCAGCUCCGGUGGAAGAAGGGCAACAAGGAGCUGAAGGAUGAGGGCACCGAGGUGGUGGAGGACCCCAAUGGAAAGACCUUCACCGUGAGCAGUCGGGUGGAGUUCCGUGUCACCAAGGAGGACAACGAAGCUGAAGUGACGUGCACUGUGGACCACGAGUCCCUGCAGAACUCUGAGAGGUCAACCACACAGAAGCUGCAGGUCCACUACAAGCCGACAGCGAAGAUCGAGCCGCACCCCCAGUACCCGCGGGAAGGCGAGAAGCUCCAGCUGCAGUGCGACGGGCAGGGCAACCCCAUCCCCCAGGAGUUCCUGUGGGAGAAGGAGGGCAGCGACGCGCCCCUGCAGCUGAGCUCCGACAGUGUCCUCAUCUUCCCCUUCCUGAACAAGAGCGACAGCGGCACCUAUGUCUGCACGGCCACCAGCUCCAUGGGCAGCGUUGUGGCCAAGUACAACCUCGAUGUCAGCGAUGCCAGCCCGGUACCCUCAACCUCCAGCACGUACCAUGCGGUGAUCGGCGGGGUGGUUGCCGUCAUUGUCUUCCUGUUGCUCAGUCUUCUCAUCGUGUUGGGACACUACCUGAUCAGACACAAAGGUACCUACCUGACCCAUGAGGCCAAGGGGUCGGACGAUGCCCCAGAUGCUGACACGGCCAUCAUCAACGCAGAGGGCGGCCAAGCCGGUGGUGAUGACAAGAAAGAGUAUUUCAUCUAGGGAUGUCGGAGGGAGUGAGAAAAUGGAGCUAGCAGACCCAGAUGGAAACGGAAACCAGACCACAAACCCCACUCAACCCGACAGAUUUUCUCUCGCGCCCGGCCCGGGCAGACAGACGGACAGAGGGAUGGCGGGACAGAGAGCAGAGAGUGACCAGCCUGAGACAUGAUACUUCUUCUUGAACUUGUACAAAACGUUAUUACUACGAACAGCAAAAGCCCUGGCCCCGUUUGCUUGCUUGCACCUCCAUCCCUGCGACUGGUGCUCACGCAAAACACAGACCAACCAGUGAGUGAGCGACUUUCCUUCUUCCUUUGGACUUUGCUUUGGUUUCGUGGCUGCUCUUUGCUUUGGGUUCUUGGUUGGGAUGUUGGGCUGGGGUCGAUGUAGCUCUUUUCUUUGUUUCUCUCCAUUUUGGUUUCUUUGACAUCCAAGGAUAAAAUCAGCUCCAGGCUCUGG